AUGGGUGGACCAGGAGCAGUAAACACAGGCGGCGACGCUGGAUACGCUCACCUUAUCGACCCAAGAAGGAAGUGGUACAACAACAAGCGCCUCAUUGCGCUUAAUGGUUGGAUCUUCCUCCUCCUCAUUACCUCGUCAACCAACGGCUAUGACGGGAGUAUGAUGAACGGUCUUCAGUCCCUCCCCCAAUGGAGGGAUUACUUCAACAACCCUUCUGGUGGCAUGCUUGGUCUCCUGAAUGCCAUCCAAAACAUCGGCUGUUUGGCAGCUUACCCAUUCUCCCCCUACAUCUCUGAUGGUCUCGGUCGCAAGUCUGCCAUCUUCCUGGGGGCGUGCAUCAUGUGUAUCGCCACUGUGAUCCAGACUGCUUCUCAAUCUGUCGGCAUGUUCAUUGGGGCUCGUUUCCUUAUUGGUUUCGGUCUUACCUUCGCUGCCGGCGCUGCUCCCAUGUUGGUCACGGAAAUUUCUUAUCCCGUAUAUCGUGGCCCGUUGACUUCAACUUAUAACUCUCUUUGGUAUUCUGGAGCUAUUGUUGCUGCCUGGACCACUUUUGGCACUUUCAAAAUCGGCAACACCUGGUCUUGGCGUAUCCCCUCCGCCCUUCAGGGCCUCCCGUCGAUCGCUCAAGUUUUGUUGAUCUGGUUCUGCCCCGAAUCCCCACGUUGGUUGGCCAGCAAGGGCAAGGAAGACCAAGCUCUCAAAGUCCUUGCUUACUAUCACGCUGACGGGAAUGUUAACGACCCUCUUGUGCAAUAUGAAUUCCAAGAAAUCAAGAACGCUCUUGAAUUCGAUCGUACCGUCGCUUCCAAUGUUGGAUGGAAAGCCCUCGUCGCCACUCCCGGUAACCGAAAGCGCAUGCGCAUUAUUAUCGCUCUUGCUUUCUUCUCUCAAUGGUCAGGCAACGGUCUUGUCUCGUACUACCUUAACAAGGUGUUCGAUUCCAUCGGCAUUACAGACCCCACCAUCCAGCUCCUUAUUAACGGUAUCCUCCAAAUCUGGAACUUGGGAUGGGCCCUCCUUGCCUCUGCAUUCGUCGAUCGCAUCGGGCGCCGAAUCCUCUUCAUGACCUCAGCCAUCGGCAUGCUCAUCUUCUUCGUCCUGCAAACCGUCUGUUCUGCACAGUUCGCAUUGAAAGGAUCCGACGCUGCUGCGCACGCUGUCAUCGCCUUUAUCUUCUUGUUCUAUAUGUCUUACGACUUUGCCUUCACUCCUCUCAUCGUCUCCUACACUGUCGAGAUUUUGCCCUACCCUCUCCGUGCGAAGGGCUUCACGAUUUUCAACUUCUCCAUCUCCCUUUCUCUCAUCUUCAACCAGUACGUCAACCCGGUCGCCCUCGAUGCCAUCGCCUGGAAAUACUACAUCGUCUACUGCUGUUGGCUCGCAUUUGAGACCGUGUUCCUCUACUUCUUCAUCAUUGAGACGAAGAACAGAUCGCUUGAGGAGACCGCCGCCCUGUUCGAUGGAGAGGAGGCCGCUCAGAACAUCCACGCCAACCCCGUUGAUGUUCGCUACGACGAAAAGGAUGAGAAGUCCGCAGGGUCGUCUCACGAGCACAUCCAGAGCCUCCCCAAGGUUUAA
Messenger RNA from Pleurotus ostreatus (oyster mushroom), 1578 nucleotides. RefSeq lists its product as uncharacterized. Gene Ontology annotation, molecular function: carbohydrate:proton symporter activity. Bases 1 to 1578 code for a protein of 525 amino acids. NCBI's taxonomy places the organism in Eukaryota, Fungi, Basidiomycota, Agaricomycetes, Agaricales, Pleurotaceae. Gene Ontology annotation, cellular component: membrane. Gene Ontology annotation, biological process: transmembrane transport; carbohydrate transport. The transcript is spliced from 10 exons. The record is from RefSeq and is a predicted model, not a curated record.